Molecule: messenger RNA, 1671 nt
Organism: Closterium sp. Naga37s-1
Lineage: Eukaryota; Viridiplantae; Streptophyta; Zygnematophyceae; Desmidiales; Closteriaceae
Source: the annotation of a GenBank genome assembly
AUGCCGUUGGAACGACUAACUGACACCGGGCGGCACGAUGCGCGAGUAGAUCAGAGCAGCGCCGCGGAGCAGACAAGCGACGACAUGUGCACGGGGGACGACGGAAGGGAGGAGUACGACGCGCUGGUGGUCGGCGCAGGCAUUGCGGGAUGCGCGCUCGCUUACUCCCUCGGAAAGACGGGUCGGCGAGUGCUGGUGUUGGAGAGGGAUCUGACGGAGCCAGAUCGGAUCGUGGGCGAGUUGCUGCAGCCCGGCGGCUAUCUUAAACUCUUCGAGCUGGGAAUGCAAGACUGCGUGGACGGCAUCGACGCGCAGCGCGUGGACGGCUACGCGCUCUUCAUGGACGGCGGGGAUUGCAAGGUGUCGUACCCCACGCUCUCCACGGCGCAGCUGCACAUGCUCUUCGCGGGCCACCGCCUCGACUCGGCGGGCAUCGCAGCGGGAGAUGAGAUGUGGAAGGUGGCGGGGCGGGGGUUCCACAACGGCCGGUUCGUGCAGCGCCUGCGCGAGAAGGCGGCGUCGCUGCCCACAGUGACGUUGAGAGAGGCGACGGUGCUGGGCCUGCUGGAGGACGGCGACCGCGUCACGGGCGUGCGCUACCGCGCCGCCAAGCGCGCGCCGGGCAGCGCGCAGGGCGAAGAGCGGGAGGCAAGCGUUUUGGGCGGGAAGGGCGAGACGGAGGAGGGCGAGAUGCUGGCGCCGCUGACGUUCGUGUGCGACGGCUGCUUCUCAAACCUCCGCCGCUCCAUCUCCAAAUCCAAGGUGGACGUGCCGUCGUCGUUCGUGGGGCUGCUGCUGCGCGACUGCCCCUUGCCGCACCCCAACUACGGGCACGUGGUACUGGCGGACCCGUCGCCCGUGCUCUUCUACCCGGUCAGCAGCACGGAGGUGCGCUGCCUCGUCGACAUCCCCGCCGGCACCAAAGUGCCCUCCAUCGCCUCGGGGGACAUGGCGGACUACCUCCUCUCCGCCGUCCUCCCGCAGCUACCGAAGCAGCUACAAGGGCCGUUCCGAGAGGCGGUGCGCGCGGGCGACAUCCGCUGCAUGCCCAAUCGCAUCAUGCCAGCUGUCCCCGUCACCCGCCCCGGCGCGCUGCUCAUGGGCGACGCAUUCAACAUGCGGCACCCGCUCACAGGUGGCGGCAUGACAGUGGCUCUGUCUGACGUGUCAGUGCUGACUCAGAUCCUUCGGCCACUCAAGGACUUCCGCAACACGCGGGCGGUCUGUGAAUACGCCGAGGCAUUCUACACGCGCCGCAAGCCCAUAGCAGCGACCAUCAACACGCUCUCCAUCGCGCUCUACAGAGUCUUCUGUGCCUCCAAGGACGAGGCCAUGAUGGCCAUGCGCCAGGCGUGUUUUGACUACCUGCAGCUGGGAGGGGCGUGUUCAGAGGGCCCCAUCUCGCUGCUCUCAGGGCUCAACCCGCAGCCGCUGAGCCUCGUGCUGCACUUCUUCGCCGUCGCCUUCUUUGCCCUCGCCCGCCUCCUCCUCCCCCUCCCCAAGCCCGGCCGUGUCUGGCUCGGCGCACGCUUGAUACAGGGAGCCGUUCAGCUGAUAGUGCCAAUAAUCAAGGCGGAGGGAGUAAGGCGAGUCUUCUUCCCAGCAGUCUGUCCCUCCUACUACAAAUCUGUCCCCGCCUCUGCACCGAGCGCGGAGAGCACUAAAUUAUGA